This is a messenger RNA of Oryza sativa Japonica Group (Japanese rice), 1178 nucleotides long. RefSeq lists its product as uncharacterized. NCBI's taxonomy places the organism in Eukaryota, Viridiplantae, Streptophyta, Magnoliopsida, Poales, Poaceae. The record is from RefSeq and is a predicted model, not a curated record.
CAACCCCAACCCCCCUCUCCCUCCCUCCAUCCCUCUUCUUCUUCAUUCCUUCCUCCUCCCUCCUCUUCAACCAUCACCAAAUCCACACGCUUCCCAAAAAUCCAAACCCAAAUUGCAACCCCCCAAUCUCCAUUGCCGUCGCCGCCAUGAUCAUCAAGACGCUCAAGGCGCGGAUCCUGUGCGCGCUCAAGUCCUCGCUUCCGGCCGCCGCGUCCCCGCCGCCGUCGCCGACCAAGCCGGGGCGAGCCGCCGCGGCGGUGGUGGUGGUCGCGGGUGACGCGUUCUCCGACGACGCGUCCUUCUUUGACGCCCACGAGACCCCGACCAAGAACGGGGCGGAGCCGAUCGAUGAUUGGGAGCUCGUCGACGAGGAGGGUCGGGUUGGGGUUGCCGCGGCGGCGGCGGAGGAGGAGGAGGAACAGCUCAGGGAGUUCCCGGCGAGGUGCCCGCCGGGAGGGGAGGGGGCGGUGGUGCUCUACACCACCACGCUCCGCGGCAUCCGCAAGACGUUCGAGGACUGCAACGGCGUGCGCGCGCUGCUGGAGAACCUCGACGUCGCGUUCCAGGAGCGGGACGUGUCCAUGGACAGGGGCCUCCGGGACGAGCUCUGGUCCGUCACGGGGGAGAAGGCCGUGCCCCCGCGCCUGUUCGUCCGCGGCCGCGACGUCGGCGGCGCCGCCCAGGUGCUCGCCCUCCACGAGGACGGCCGCCUCCUCGCCCUCCUCUCGCCGGGCAGCAACAAAAACAGGAGCGCCGCCGCCGCCGCCGCCAAGUGCGACGCCUGCGGGGGGCUCAGGUUCGUGGUGUGCGGCGAGUGCGACGGCAGCCGCAAGGUGUUCGACGGCGAGCGCGGUCGCGGCGUGCGGUGCCGCGGCUGCAACGAGAACGGCCUCGUCAUGUGCGCGCUUUGCUUGUAGUAGCAAAGUAAAAAUUAAUUAGCGGUUAAUUGUCAAUUACCACCUCCCUUUUCACUCACUCUAAUCUGCUUAUAUCUUUUUAGUAGUAAUUAAUUACCCCUCUUGAUGGUUUUGAGUGUGUGUCUGGACUUAGUGGUUGGCCUGUCAUGUACAUAAACUACCACUACUGCUACUAGUACUUGCUUCAGUUAAACUACAUAUGUGAAUGUGAUGUAUAUAUGCUUAGUUUAGAUGUCAAUUUCACAACCUUAAUUUGCAUCA